AUGUCUUACAAUCAACGUCCCCGUAAACACCGUGUAUAUACAGAAAUUAACGGUGUACUUUAUUUAACAAUCAAUAAUUCAAAUCAAAAUCAAGACCAUUACAUUGACUCCCUGUAUUUUCCUCAGGUAUCAAAUUCAAGGUCUGAAUAUGAAUUGAGAAUUGAACAAAGAGAACGGGAUGUAGCUGUAAAGGAAAUUCAAAUGGAGAAGAAACAAAAUUCUUUAUCCCAACGGGAAUCCCAGCUCGUUGCUAAAGAACAUGGCUUUUCUAAUAGAAGUAUAUUACUUGAUGAAAAGAGUAGAAAGCUUGCUGCUGAUAUGAGAUCAUAUCAAGAGAAAGAUGCUAUGAUAAAGAAUCGAAUUAAAUUAUUUGAAGCUGAUAAAGCAAAAUUUGAAAAUUACAAGACACAGUAUGAAAGGACAAAAAAUCAAUUGGGUCAGAAUUUAAUUUCAAGAUUUGAAAAUAUGGUUGAAUCACAAAUUUUAUCAAAUAUUUUAGGUGAUUUUGGUGAAUUAAGAUUUGAACUUGAUAAUUUUAUGCAAUGGACUUCAGAUGAAGUAGAAGAUAAUAUAAUUAAUAAUAGAAGAGAACUUUCAAGGUUGAAACAGCAAAAUGACCAAUUGCUUGAAACAAUUAGAUCAUACGACGAGAUAAUGGGCAUUCAGGUGACUCGCUUUAAUUGUUUGUUUAAUGAGGUUUCAUCCAUUAAACGUAUACAAACAGGAAUUGCUGAUUUAGAAAAGAGAUUAGAAAUGAAGGACAAUAUAUUGGCAUUAAAAGAAAUUCAAUUGAGCCACAGGGAUAAGGAUUUGAAAGCUAAAGAUAACCAAUUGAAAGAACUUGCCAAUCAAUUAAAAAUUAAGGAUGAUGAAUUAUUAGCUAAAGAGAAGGAAUUAAUGGACAAGGAUAAAGAGCUACUUGCCAAAGAUAAAGAAUUAUUAUUGAAGGAUAGAGAACAACUUGAUAAAGAGAAAUCAAUUAUGAAUUCUCCCAUAGAAACAUGGGGUUAUGAAACCCAAUUGGGAAAGAGUGAGAUCAAACUGAAUGAAGAACCAGAUGCCAAAUCCAUGAAGAAUGAUUUGAAUAAACUUCAAUUGAAUAUGAAUUCCGCAUUGUGUCAGUUUGAAAUGACCAAUGAUCAGAUUGCUGCUAAUUUGGCUAAAACUGAAAGAGUAAAAGAAAUCGAUGAUGAAUCAGAUACUGAAAGCGAUCCUGAAACCAUUAAUUCUUUGAAUAAUUUCAGGAAUAUUGUUAAGAAAUGUAUUCCUACUUUUGAUGAUACACCUUUUGAAGGGGAUGAAAACGUUAAACAUGCAGAAUUUAAAAGAGAAUUUGUUAUUAAUGGAUCUCAUGAUCCUAAUAUAGUAGACAAGAUAACCAAGCUUCAAAAUCAUUUUAGGGAAGGAAAACUUUCUUCUGAACUUUGGCCAAUUGAAGCAGAAUUCUAUCUUGAAGGAAAUUUACAGGAUACGUAUACGAGACAACGUAGUUAUCCAUUGAUACCUGGUAAUAUGAGAUGGUUAGAUAUUGGCAAAGUGCUUUUAAGUAAUUCUAUUGUCAAGUAUAAUAUUGAUACGUCAGAAGAAGAUGAAGAACCUGAAGACAAGCAUGAAGAAGAGGAAGAGGAAGAAGCAGCAGUGGGCACAAAGGAUGAGGAGGAGCAAGUUCAUGAAGACCAAGAAGAAGAAGAAUCGACACCUUCAACAAUAUCCCUUGAUGAGUUUACAGAAGAGGAAGAAGUAGAUAUAACAUCCGGAUUAUCAACCGAUUAUGAAGCUGAUGUAGACUAG
Messenger RNA from Candida tropicalis MYA-3404, 1791 nucleotides. RefSeq lists its product as uncharacterized. The coding region runs from base 1 to 1791 and encodes 596 amino acids. The transcript has a single exon. NCBI's taxonomy places the organism in Eukaryota, Fungi, Ascomycota, Pichiomycetes, Serinales, Debaryomycetaceae. The record is from RefSeq and is a predicted model, not a curated record.